Molecule: messenger RNA, 288 nt
Organism: Spirometra erinaceieuropaei
Lineage: Eukaryota; Metazoa; Platyhelminthes; Cestoda; Diphyllobothriidea; Diphyllobothriidae
Source: the annotation of a GenBank genome assembly
AUGCGUAUCCACGAGAUUGAAAUUGAUCACAAUCUGGACACAUUUAGCACAUCCAGCACACAUACCAGGCCUAGCCCCGCACUCACUCCGCUGCCCUACACGCCCACCGCCACCAGCUUCAUCACACCCAGUGCAUCCUUCACGCCCAGCACACUCAGCCCUACUCACACCACGUCGCCCAGCGCGCCCACCACCACCAUCACCAUGGCUGAUACUGACACCGCCUCCUCAUGUCCACACUGCCCCCACACAUUCAUCUCGCGCAGCGGCCUGGCCGGUCACUUGUGA